This is a messenger RNA of Cyanidioschyzon merolae strain 10D, 1836 nucleotides long. RefSeq names its product protein phosphatase 5. Lineage: Eukaryota; Rhodophyta; Bangiophyceae; Cyanidiales; Cyanidiaceae. The transcript has a single exon. Gene Ontology annotation, cellular component: nucleus; cytosol. Gene Ontology annotation, molecular function: protein serine/threonine phosphatase activity; protein binding. The record is from RefSeq and is a predicted model, not a curated record. The coding region runs from base 1 to 1836 and encodes 611 amino acids.
AUGCGAGGCACUGAGGAUCUGAAUAGGUUGGAAGACCGACUCCCGGAGAUUCUUGAAAAAGUAAACAAGUUAAAGGAGGAUGCAAACGAAGCGUUCAAGGGUUGCCGCUUCCAGCACGCAGCUCAACUGUAUACCGAGGCAAUUCGAGUUAUCACAACAGAGGCUCUCAGCUGCGAGUCCGAGUCGCAAGCAGUAGCACUGUUGAGCGAAGGGCUGUACGAAAACGAGCACGCAGAGCCCACUGACAGCGCUACAGCAAACGGUCAGGUGAACGGCAGCUCCGCCGCGAAAUCUGCAGAUGAGAGCAGCCCGGCUGAGACGCUCCGCUUUCUGCUCGUUGUUCUCUUCGCGAAUCGUGCGUUUACACACCUGAAAGUUGAAGCACACGGAUUCGCCAUCAAAGAUGCCGGCUUGGCAAUAAAGCUGGCGAAGAAGCCGUACCCUAAAGCGUUCUAUCGAAGAGGUGCAGCGUACUUUGCCCUUGGUAAGUACAAGCUAGCUUUGGCGGACUUCCGGAAAGCGGCUGCGGCUGCACCAACCGAUAAAGACGUGCGUUUGAAGAUUCGCGAGUGUGAGCGGCGCCUUCGUGAAGAAGCGUUCUCAGCAGCCAUCGACAGCUCUCGCGACACGCCGGCGUCGCUGUGCCGCAAUAUCGACGUAUCAGGCAUUGUGGUUGAGGAUUCCUACGAUGGCCCGCGUCUAGUAGCGACGCAUGAGAGCAAUUCCGGUCGCAUUGCUGCGGGUGACGGCUCCGUCACGCAGCGGUUCUGUUCUGACCUCUUGGGACACUUCCGAGCGCAGAAGCGUCUGCAUCGCAAGUAUCUCUUACAGAUCAUUGGUGCGGCCUACGAUCUGCUGCGCGGCUACCCGAACAUCGUGAAGCUCAAACUAGACUCCCACGAUGGGAGCACUGACGCGUCGGCAACGAAUGCGCAGCAACACCGAGACUCGUUCACACGGCCUAUUCCGCCAGCUGCCGCCGAUAGCAACUCGUUUGUAACGAGCUCGCCGGUGCAUGUUGUGCCGCAGCUCACGGUAUGCGGCGAUACGCACGGUCAGUUCUUCGAUCUGGUCCGCAUUUUCGAAUUGAACGGGCUACCGAGUGCAGAGAAUCCAUAUCUGUUCAAUGGCGACUUUGUAGAUCGGGGUUCCUGGAGCGUGGAGGUCGUAACGACUUUACUAGCGUUUAUGGUGUAUGAUCCACGGUGCAUGCACCUUACUCGAGGUAACCACGAGUCGCGAAAUAUGAACAAGAUCUAUGGAUUCGAGGGUGAGGUCCGCCACAAAUACUCCGAGCAUUUUUUUGAGCUUUUCGAAGAACUUUUUCAAGCGCUUCCGCUAGGCUAUCUGAUCGAGGGUGCGAAUCAAAAACGGGCGCUGGUCGUGCACGGGGGCCUCUUUUCCCGCAACGGAGUGAAGCUGGACGAUCUGCUCCGGCUGGAUCGAUUUGUUGAACCGCCGAGCACUGGUCUGUUCGCGGAGCUGCUUUGGAGUGACCCGCAGAAGGAGCAUGGCUGGGGUCCCAGCAAGCGAGGCGUUGGUGUCGCGUUCGGGCCUGAUGUUACCAAGCGGUUUCUUGACGACAAUCAGUUGGAGCUCCUGAUCCGUAGCCACGAAAUGAAAGAUGACGGAUACGAGGUCGAAGCAGACGGCCGCCUAAUCACGAUCUUCUCUGCACCAAACUAUUGCGAUCAAAUGGGGAACCGCGGUGCCUUCAUUCGCCUGAAACCUGACAUGAAACCAGAGAUCGUGCCGUUUGAGGCAGCAGAACACCCCGCAGAUGUGCGUCCAAUGAUGUAUGCGUCGGGCGGUGGAGGCCUCUUCGGCCUCGUAUGA